Drosophila novamexicana is the source of this 1213-nucleotide messenger RNA. RefSeq lists its product as uncharacterized. The record is from RefSeq and is a predicted model, not a curated record. The transcript is spliced from 3 exons. The coding region runs from base 63 to 1151 and encodes 362 amino acids. NCBI's taxonomy places the organism in Eukaryota, Metazoa, Arthropoda, Insecta, Diptera, Drosophilidae. Gene Ontology annotation, cellular component: cytoplasm.
GCAAUCGGAUUUGUUCUUAUACACCUGUUGCAAGCUUUUGUUUUGAAUUUAAUUAAAUUAAAAUGCUUGUCGAGCCGAAUUGGUUUAUUGUUUUGUGCCUGAUCUGUGCCACACAAUUCGGUUGCCAUGCAAAAACCAUAAAGAAAGCAGGAGCCAGCCUGCUGCAGCCACUGGAUGAGCUAAGCCCUUGGCAGGGUAAAUGGUUUCCCCAUGCGCCAGGCGAGCCGCCCACAGAAGAAGUGCAACGUAUGCAGCUGCAGUCAAAUGCAAUACCUAAAUCAAAAGAUGCAUGGCAAGGCAAGUGGUUUCCUCAAGCUCCUGGAGAGCCCCACAUCUUAAGGAAUGAGCUGCAGGCUAGCUCUGAAACGGAUACGUCUGCUGAAACCACAGAUAGCUGGCAGGGACGAUGGUUUCCCCACGCUCCAGGUAAGGCUCACAAUUCAAAGGACGCUGCUCACCACGGACCAAAAAAGGUGAAGGAGCCGCAGUUCAUCAUUUGUGAUGAUGGAGAGCACAACCUGAGAGUUGAUUACGAGCCGGAAGAUAUACGUCAGAACUACAAUUAUCUGUGCCUUGAAAGCAACCGAAGCCGCUUUAAUCCCAAUUUGAACAAUGAGGCCUUGCUGACGAAACACUUUUUGCCCAGUGCCUACGUGCCACCCGCAAAGUGCCUGAAUGAGUCCAUUGGCUACUCGCACCAGCCAGCCACAAGCGGCGCCUUCCGUCCAUUGCCUGCCGUCUAUGGCACCUACAAGUACAUUCCCCCUCAGCGAUAUAUGCGAAAUCUUGCCGAAGGCGCCAUUGUCAUGCUGUACCAUCCGUGCGCCUACCAUGGCCAGGUGGCGCACCUGCAGAAUAUUGUGGGCGGCUGUCUCUAUAGGCAUCUGAUAACGCCCUCGCAACUGCUGACGCCGGAGCGACCACUGGCAUUGCUGGCCUGGAGGCAUAGUCUGACCAUGUCGGUGGUGGACAAGCAACUGGUGGGCCAGUUCAUAAGAAACUAUGCCAAGCUGGGGCCACUGGCGCUGCCAAAUCUCUCACGCGUGGUAGAGAAGCGCGAAACCUACAAAGCUGCGCUGCUGACUGAAGCUCGACUCGUCACCGAUUUGGAUGACAGCGAGCUGUGCGGCUACUUGGAUUUGCACAUGUGAAACCUGUUAACUAAUUACUGUACUCGAAUAUUCCUUUAUAAAUGUAUAUUAUUUAAUAUUUA